AUGCCACCGGACUGGUCGCGCCUCGGACUGGAGGAGGCGCUCGCCGCGGCGGCGCUGCUGCUCCGAUCGUGCUCCCCUCGCCGCGCUGUCCUCCGCCGCGCGCGCGCGGUCCACGCGCUCCUCGUGGUCUCCUCCACGCCCUCGUCGCCCGCGCUGACCACCUUCCUCGCCAACCAGCUGCUCUCCCUCUACGCCCGCCUCUCCGCCGUCCCCGACGCCCUCGCGCUCCUCCGCUCCACGCCGCGCCCCUCCGUCGUCUCCUACAACACCGUCCUCUCCGCGCUCUCCCGCGCCCCGCGCCACGCGCCCGAGGGUCUCCGCCUCUUCCGCCGCCUGCACGCGUCGGGCCUCCGCCCCACCGCACCUAGCCUCUGCGCCCUCCUGCGCACCGCCGGCGAACUGCGCGACCGUCGCGCGGGGGCCGCCGCGCACUCGCAGGCCGCGACGCUCGGCUUCCUCGCGAGCGACAUCGUGCCCACUGCGCUGCUGCAGAUGUACUCCCAGUGCGGCGCGCCGAGGGACGCCAACCAGGUGUUCGACGAAAUGGCGACGCGGGAUGGGGUGGCGUGGAACUGCGUGAUGCACUGCAAUGUGCGGUAUGGCUACCUUGACCGCGCUCUAGGUCAGUUUUGCCGGAUGGUGAGGGGUGGAUUGCCACCCACCGAGAGCACGCUCUCGUCAGUGCUGAGUGGUUGUGGACGAGCUGGGGAUUGCCUCCGAGGGCGUGUGCUCCAUGGAUGGGUGGUGAAGUUGGAGGAGCUUGAUCCUGACAUGCCACUACAGAACGCGCUGCUCGACAUGUACUCAAGCUGUGGUGAUCUGGAUACUGCACUGCGCGUGUUUGAGAGAAUUGAGACGCCGGACUUGGUGUCAUGGAAUACUCUGAUUGCUGGGUUUUCUGGAGUUGGGGAUGGGUGCAGCGCUGUGCAUGCCUUUGUGCAGCUGAAGGCUGUACAGUUCGAUGAACGAGUUGUCCCUGAUGAGUACACGCUUGCAGCUGUGGUGUCUGCUUCUGCUACUUUGCCUGCAAUGUUUGGUGGGAAGCCGCUUCAUGCCGAAGUGAUCAAAGCUGGACUGGAGAACAGCGUGUUUGUAGGGAACACACUGCUCAACAUGUAUUUUACAAACGAUGAUCCCCAUUCUGCACGGAUUUUGUUUGAUUCCAUUACCCAGGAGGAUGUAAUCAUGUGGACUGAGAUGGUUGCAGGCCACUCCUCAUUGGGUGAGGGAGAAUUGGCCUUAAGGUACUUUGUUAGCAUGCUUCAGGAAGGUUACAAGGUCGACAGCUUCUCUUUGAGCAGUGCUUUAAACUCCACGACCGAGCUUGCAGGCCUUAAACAAGGAGAGAUGCUCCAUGCUCAAGUGGUAAAAAGUGGUUAUGAAGGCAAUAUUUGUGCCUCCGGAAGCCUAGUUGACAUGUAUGCAAAAAAUGGUGCUCUCCCAGGGGCUUAUUUGGUGUUUCGUAACAUACAAAGACCAGAUUUGAAGUGCUGGAAUUCUAUAAUUGGAGGAUACGGUAACCAUGGGAAUUCUGAAAUGGCAUUUAAGUUAUUUGGUGAGAUGAUUCGGGAUGGGCUGCAACCUGACCAUGUAACUUACAUCUCCAUCCUCUCUGCAUGUAGCCACUGCGGACUAGUUGAGAAAGGAAAAUUCUAUUGGUUCUGUAUGAUGACUGAUGGUAUUGUGCCUGGGUUCAAGCACUACACUAGCAUGGUCAGUUUGUUGGGUAGGGCAGGUUUGUUGGAUGAAGCAGUUGAUUUAAUGAUGAAAUCCCCUUUCGCCAAGAAAUGCCCUGAACUAUGGAGAAUUCUGCUAAGCUCCUGUAUAACAUUUAGAAAUUUAUCCAUUGGUGUUCAUGCUGCUGAACAGGCGCUAGAGCAGGACCCAGAUGAUAUUUCAACACACAUAUUGCUUUCAAACCUUUACGCCUCUUUAGGUAAAUGGGACUUUGUUGCUGAAAUUAGGAAAAGAAUGAGAGGGCUAAUGGCUGAUAAGGAGCCUGGGCUGAGCUGGGUCGAGAUGAAAAAUGUGGUUCAUGUCUUCUCUGCAGACGAUGAAUGCCACUCUCAUAUAGAUGAUUGCCACAGCGAAUUGCUUAGACUUAAAGGAAACAUGGAAUUAUUGGAUACUUGUGAAAAUGAGUUCAUGUCAAGUGGCUAA
This is a messenger RNA of Oryza sativa Japonica Group (Japanese rice), 2160 nucleotides long. The record is from RefSeq and is a predicted model, not a curated record. NCBI's taxonomy places the organism in Eukaryota, Viridiplantae, Streptophyta, Magnoliopsida, Poales, Poaceae.